CGGCGGCUGGAAACCCCGCGUGAGCCGCACCGCGCGCCGCCCGUCCGGCGGCCGGCUCGUCAUUCCUGUGACGAGCCCCGCCGCCGCUGCCGCUGCCGCUGCGCGUCCCACAGCCGCCACUACCUGUCCUCGGCAUGGGUUGGCACCGUGGUGACUGUUGCCGACCGGCGAUGCUGUCGUCACUGCUGCUUCUUUGGUGCGCUGUCGCUCUAGGUCAAGAUAUCGUGUUCCAGCAGCCGACGGCGUUCGGCAGCCGGCCCGUGUUCAGCGACCCGACGGUGGACGCCGCGCUCCAGCUGCCGCUCGAUGUGGGCGGCAGUGGGGCCGAGCUGCUCCGCUUCGGAGGCAGCUUCGACUGCCGCACGCCUGACGGCCAGCUGGGUCGCUGCGGCCCGCUCCUCAGCUGCGACCAUAUGCGCAAGGCUCUGCUGCCACUGACCACAGCCCGGCUGCGGUUUCUCAAGAAGUCCAUCUGCCGUUUUGUGGGCGGUCGGCCGCUGAUCUGUUGCCCGGAGAGGCCGCCUCAGCUGACACCGACCACCUCCGCGCCGCUGUUCUUCGAGGUCUCGAGACGGCCGCCAGAACCGACACCAUCACCACCCACACCACCGCCGCCAUCGCCAUCAGCAUCCGCAGGCCUCAGCCCUGUAUCGAGUACCGAGGUCGCAUCGCCUCCUGCAGCACAAGGGACAACAGUGCCAGAGGCGCCGGAUGUCGAGAUGGCUAAAUCCGAAGUGACUGGAGUAGAGACGGCGCCUGUUGCCUCGACUCCUGAGGCGUCUAGUGUCGAGACGACGCCAGAGGUGUCUGUUGUCGAGACGACGACACCCGAUGUCGCUAGUGCUGAGACAUCAGAGGUGACUGGAGUCGAGACAACGGCAGAAGAAACUAAAGCAGAGAUGACAGCGCCAGAGACGACUAGUGUUGAACCGGCACCAGAAGUGCCCAGUGAGGAGACGAUACCAGAAGUGACUGUUGUCGAGACGAUAACAGAAGCGAGUGAGGCUGUUGUUGAAACAGCGCCAGAGGCGUCUAGUGUGGAGACAACACCAGAGGCGACUGGUGUCGAUACGGCGGCGACACCGGAGGCUGUGCCGACCGACGGACCAUCAACCAUUCCGCCCCCGGGCCUGGACGUCUGUGGCCACAAGCUGGUGGAACGCAUCACAGGUGGCCAGGAGUCGCAGCCCAACUCGUGGCCGUGGCUGGCGGCGCUCGGCUACCAGCUGGAGCGGAGGAAGAUCGACUUUCUGUGCGGCGGUGUGCUCAUCACCGAGUGGCACAUCCUCACCGCCGCCCACUGCGUCAAGGAGCAGCUGAAGGUGAUUCGUCUGGGCGACCAUGACCUCUUCAACGACACGGAGGUGGACACGGUCACGGAGCACGGCAUCGCCGAGAUGAUGCCUCACGAGGAGUACAACAACCGCACCCUGUUCAACGACAUCGCCAUCGUCAAACUGCGCACCAAGGUCGACAUCACUGGAACCGUUCAUCCGAUUUGUCUUCCGCUUUUACCGGAGAUGCGAAAUCUCGAGUUGGUCAGACAGAUUACCUUCAUUGCUGGAUGGGGCACCACAUCAUUCAAGGGUGAGGCGAGCCCCGUGCUGCGGGAGGCGCGGGUGCGCGUCCACCGUCAGCAGCUCUGCAAACAGCGCUACCGGGCGCUGCGCCACCGGCUGGCCGACUCGCAGAUCUGCGCAUCGGCACGAGAGGGCGGAGAGAACCAGGAUACGUGCCAGGGUGACAGCGGCGGCCCGAUGAUGAUGCCCGGCGUCCUCACGCCCAACUGGUACGUCAUGGGCGUUGUGUCGUUCGGGUUCCGCUGCGGCGAGCCGCGCUUCCCGGGCGUCUACACACGCGUCACAGACUACCUGGACUGGAUCGUGGACCACCUGAGCGGAGCAGCAGCUCUGAUGCAGCUGCUGUGCGCGGCAGUGCUCGCGCUGCUCGUCUUCAGUCCGUCAGUCACGUGUCAAGGCUUCUAUUUCCCUGAUGAGGAGGUAACACCUGCGUCGCCACGGCCGUCGCCCACCAGCAUUGUGGAGAAGGAGCCGGCGGGCGUGCCGCUGUCGUCGGAGGGCGCUCCGCCGGAGCCCGGCGCUGUGAACGAGUCGUCGCCGACAGACGGAGUGGCCGUGGGCCCGCGCCGUAUCAGCGGCGUGAGGCAGCGGCCGCGCAUCACCGUCCUGCCGCCGGUGACGCCGGAGCGGCAGCAGCACCACGUCAUCGCGCCAUCAGAGAAAGACGAGGACGACAUCAUGGGCGGCUUCUACUUCCCCGAGGACGAGAUUGAGGACGGCGAGCAGUACGGCGAGGACGAGCUGGAGCUCACCGGCCGCAGCUCCGACAACUUCCGGUGCCUGUUCCCGCCGCGGAAACUCGCCGGCACCUGUGUCAUAAUGAACCACUGCCCGCCGCUGAAACGGCUGACCAGCCGACUCACACGCAGAGUGCUGUACCUACUCAACUCCAUCAAAUGCAGGAAUGUCAACUCGAACAUACCGAUGUAUUGCUGUCCGAAUAACCUCAUACGGAGACCAGUCCGACCUGCUGUUGUAGAAGAAAGUACGACGGUUUCCAGCACCACUACUACCACAACCACGACAACUACAACAGAGCGUACUACACCGAGUACUUCACCAUCGACCGUCCCACCCCCGCCACCCACCAUCCCACCGUCACCGUCGACCGCCCCACCCCCACCGUCAACCGCCCCACCCCCACCGUCCACCGCCCCACCCACACCGUCCACCGCACCGGCCGCCAAACCCUUCGCUGCCAAACCCACCCCAGUCGCCACGGCGCCCACCCCCACGACACCCGACACCACCCCUGCGCCCGUCGCGACGGAACCCCCCACCGAGCCAUCGACGGAGCCCGCCCCUACCCAGUCCAGCAGCAAACGUCCGUCGAGGACCAAGAAGGACUUCACCUCGGAGGGCGAUCCCGACUCUGACUACUCCGACUCGGACUCGGACGCAGAGGAGGUCGGCCAGGAGGCGGAGACGACCGCGUCCACUGACGCUGCGGUGGACGGUGGUACGUCCCCGGCCGGUGACACGGACAUUGUGCCGACCACCGAGGAGCCAGCGCAGGCGACCGGCUACAUCCUGCCGCGGCCGCCCCGCUGCGGCUACCGCAACGUCACCGGCGUCCGCAUUGUCGGCGGCGUGGAGUCGGAAGUCGCCGAGUGGCCGUGGAUGGCCGCCCUGGGCUACGACUCGCAUGACGGCGACAUCAACUUCCACUGCGGCGGCGCGCUCAUCACCAACAAGCACGUGCUGACGGCGGCCCACUGCGUCCAGGGCAAGGAGGACAGCCUAAACUGGGCCCGUAUCGGCGACCACGAUCUGACCAACGACACAGACGUCGACACGGCCAUCAACUACGGCAUCAAGGAGCACCGGAUCCACGAGGAGUACAACAACCGCACGUUCGCCAACGACAUCGCCAUCCUGGUGCUGCGAGAGCCAGUGGAGUUCAACUAUGCAAGGCAUACAGUUUGUCUGCCGUUUGAAGACGAAGUCAGGACCAUGGUGUUUGACGCUAAGAAGCCCUUCAUUGCCGGAUGGGGCGCUACCAGCUACAGGGGCUCCGCUAGCGCCAAACUGCUGCACACCCAGGUGCGUGUUAUGAGGAAAAAGGCCUGCUCACGGCGCUACACGCGCUUCAGGCAGAUCACCAUUACCGACAAGGUGCUCUGCGCCAGGAGCCCCGGGAAAGACUCGUGCCAGGGCGACAGCGGCGGUCCGAUGAUGUUCCCGUCGCCGUCGGGACCGUACUUCUACACGAUCGGUGUGGUGUCGUUCGGGUACAAAUGUGCCGACGCCAGAGUGCCCGGAGUGUACACAAGAGUCAGCGAAUACCUCGACUGGAUCACCAGCCAUCUGCACGACACCGACUGAAGAGCGCCGCGGCUCGGCUUCCCCAAGAUUCGGUCUCCGCUCGAAACUCGCCGUGUUGCUUCAACCCUCGCCACAAGUGUGAGGUUGCCUUCGUCGAGAAAGGUCUGUUUUGGACGCUGAUUUGUGAUUUCGAGUGUGAUUUGUGUCGUGAUCGGCGAUGUGCCUUGAGAUGUGUUCACUUAAAGCGACACGAUGGGUUAGGCUUCGUUCGUCCGUGCCUAACAUGUGGUAUGUCGUGUUCAUGUCAGAGACUUUGCAAAUUUUGUUAUGGGAUGCAUCAUCCGGGGAAAAACUGAAUAUGAACUAUGAUAUUGUUUCGUGGAGCGGAAAUACACGAAAAGAAAAGCCGAAACA
Molecule: messenger RNA, 4259 nt
Organism: Amphibalanus amphitrite
Lineage: Eukaryota; Metazoa; Arthropoda; Thecostraca; Balanomorpha; Balanidae
Exons: 16
Coding region: 135-3905 (1256 amino acids)
Biological process (GO): proteolysis
Molecular function (GO): serine-type endopeptidase activity
Source: RefSeq, a predicted model, not a curated record